Messenger RNA from Pestalotiopsis fici W106-1, 552 nucleotides. RefSeq lists its product as uncharacterized. The coding region runs from base 1 to 552 and encodes 183 amino acids. The transcript has a single exon. The record is from RefSeq and is a predicted model, not a curated record. Lineage: Eukaryota; Fungi; Ascomycota; Sordariomycetes; Amphisphaeriales; Sporocadaceae.
AUGCAAAACGAAAACGCUCCAUCCUGGCUCUUUACUGAUCCGUACGCGUAUCAGUAUUCUGACCUAUCGAAUUACGCUCCAGGAGCAGAAAGAAAUGGAAUCGUGUCGGAACGUAAUGCCGGUACUGCUGAGCUUGACGCUGGACCUCACACGGCUCCUCAAAUCCGACGACCAUCAUACCGCGAGCCGCAGAUGUCCAGAAAAGGCGCCAUGCCAGCGAGAGAUGCUGCUCAAGCUCCCGAGGUGUACGUUGCUCCCGUCUCUCACGAACGGUGGAGUUCGCUGGAGCCAGUCAUGCCCAAUGACCGGUAUCACCAUAUGAGGGCCUUGGACCUUUGCGAGAAGAUCCCCUACGUACCAGAGACGAGUCGGCAGCAUUCGAAGCUGGAAGUCGUCAGUCCAGCUGGACUCAACAAGUCAAAGAGUGCCACCAGCUUUGAUGAUAUACUCCAGAGUGUCGAAUAUGAAAAGAGCAAGUUGAGCUUCAAAACGUGGGAGAUUGAGAGGGCCAGGGGCAGGCGGGCGAAAGCAAGGUUUGAUGCUGGCCAUUAG